Molecule: messenger RNA, 3438 nt
Organism: Sphenostylis stenocarpa
Lineage: Eukaryota; Viridiplantae; Streptophyta; Magnoliopsida; Fabales; Fabaceae
Source: the annotation of a GenBank genome assembly
AUGUCAGUAACAAAACUGAUGAAAACGAGUUACGUAGUACAUGCUAUUGCUAUGAAAUUGAAUACGAAAUCAAAGCGAGAGAUUCCGAAAAAGCGAACGUUCGGGAUUCGAAAAUUGAGAUUGUCGAAAUGUCCAAGUGAAGUGAAGAGAACAGAAGCAUUGGGAUCUCACAUCUUUGAUACAGUGGGAAAUAGUAGGGUUACCGGUGACGGAGCCGUUGCUCGCCGGCAAUCGGAGGAAAUGGUCACCGGAAGUGGUGAGAUUCACCCGCUGCAUGGAAAACGGAAACCCAGAAUAGAAGAAAUAAAGAGAGACGCGUUAUCCCUUUAUGACCUCUAUCACACAACCACUUCCACCACGCCUCCUUUUCUCUCUCUCUCACACGCACACAACACAACUGCCAUACACCAACACUUUCCUUCUGAUCGAUUCUUCGAUCCUCUUCCGCAGUUGUCAACGCUAACUUCAUGUCUGGACUUUGUGUUUGAUGAAGUAGAGCUUUCACUGAGUUGUGAUAAAUUGAACGAAGCCUUGUUUUUCUUGAGUUUAGUCAAUAUAGUAGUGAUGGAUAAAGUUUCUGCUCCUUCAACAUGGGAACGUGCACAUCACCUUUAUGAAAAGAACCUUGAAUUGGAGAAUAAGCGAAGAAGAUCGGCUCAGGCACAGGUCCCAUCAGAUCCAAAUGCUUGGCAGCAGAUACGUGAGAAUUAUGAAGCAAUAAUUCUUGAGGAUCAUGACUUUUCUGAGAAGCAUAAUAUUGAGUAUGCUCUGUGGCAAUUGCAUUAUAAACGGAUUGAGGAAAUGAGGGCAUACUUUAAUGCUGCUCAUACUUCUGUAAGCUCAAAAUCUUCUCUGGGAGGGAAAGGCCCUGUUCGACCUGACCGGAUAACUAAAAUAAGGCUGCAGUUUAAGACUUUCCUUUCUGAAGCAACUGGAUUUUACCAUGAUCUUAUUAUGAACAUUAGAGCAAAGUAUGGGCUUCCACUUGGUUACUUUGAGGACUCAGAAAAUAAAAUUGUCAUGGAGAAGGAUGGAAAGAAAUCUUCUAAGAUGACAAAAGGUUUAAUAUCUUGUCACCGCUGUUUGAUAUACUUGGGUGACCUUGCUCGCUACAAAGGCUUAUAUGGUGGAGGUGACUCGAAAAAGCGCGAGUAUGCAGCAGCUUCUAGUUACUAUUUACAAGCUGCAUCUAUUUGGCCUUCAAGUGGAAAUCCCCAUCAUCAGCUAGCUUUGUUGGCUUCAUAUAAUGAGGAUGAGCUGACAACUGUUUAUUGUUAUUUUCGGAGUUUGGCUGUGGAUAGUCCAUUUUCAACUGCCAGGGAUAAUUUGAUACUUGCAUUUGAGAAGAAUCGCCAAAGUUACUCUAAGCUCUCUGGUGAUGUUAAAGCUCAUGCAGUCAAUGGAAGAGGAAAUGGAGAUGCAAAACUUGUCACCAGGGAUACUGGUGCGGAAACUUGUCAUAGAAAGGAAGGAACAUCCAAUAUACAGGACACUUACAAAUCCUUCUGCACACACUAUGUCCGUCUUAAUGGAAUCUUAUUCACUCGUACGAGCCUUGAGACCUUCGCCGAAGUUCUAUCUUUUGUCAUCGCAGACCUGUCUGAACUUCUAACAUCAGGGCAAGAUGAAGAGCUGAAUUUUGGCAUGGAUACUCUUAAGAACAAACUUGCCAUUAUCAGAAUUGUUUCCAUGAUCAUAUUUACAGUUCAUAAUGUGAAAAAUGAAUCUGAAGGUCAAACUUAUGCAGAAAUUGUACAGCAUGCUGUUCUACUUCAGAAUGCAUUCACUGCUACUUUUGAACUGAUGAGUUUAGUAGUAGAGAAAGGUAUGCAGCUGCGGGAUCCUUCUUGCAGUUAUCUCUUACCAGGCAUUUUGGUUUUCAUUGAGUGGUUGGCAUGCCAUCCAGAUAUUGCUGCAGGCAAUGAUGAAGAUAAUCAGUCAACUGUUAGGUCAAAAUUCUGGAAUCAUUGUCUAUCCUUCUUGAACAAGUUACUUUCAGUUUGGCCCAUGUGUGAAGAUGAAGAGGAAACUUGCUUUAAUAACAUGAGUAGGUAUGAAGCUGAGGAAACUGAAAAUCGGCUUGCUUUGUGGGAGGAUUUUGAGUUAAGAGGAUUUCUUCCAAUUCUCCCUGCACAAACCAUCCUGGAGUUUUCAAGGAAGAAUUCCCUUGUAAGUGACAGUGAAAAGGAAAGAAAAGCUCGGGUCAAAAGGAUUUUAGCUGCAGGAAAGGCUCUAGCAAAUGUUGUUAGGGUUGAUCAGAAAAUGAUAUGUUUUGACUCAAAGCGAAAGAAAUUUCUAGUUGGUGUUCAGCCUCAAAUCUCAGAUGAUUUUGUUGUUUCCUCCCUUUCAGGUUCACCUAGUGCAGACGUUUUUUUUAUUGACAAUACCGUAGCAGGCAAGGAAAAUGUGGGAAUUGGUUGUCCAGAUCACAAUCAGUAUAUCGAAGGAGAGGACGAUGAUGAGGUUAUUGUUUUCAAACCUUUAGUGGCUGAGAAACAAGCUGAUCUGGUGGUUGCCUCAUCACGGGUACCCCAUGAAGGCUUAGAAUCAGUUCCAAGAGCUUCUUUAGGGGAUAUAAAAUUUAAUGAUAAUUCUACUUCUAGCCCUCUCAAUGAUGCAAAUCAUCAAGUUUCUUUACCUCCUUCUGUCAGUACUAUGGGGCCUCAACACAUACUACCUGUUCAACCACAUUCUUUCAGGCAGUUAGAGGAGGAAAUAGCUAAUAGUUUGAAAGGUCUUAGAUUCUUGGAGAAUGGUCACGUGAUGAAACCUGACCUACCAUUUAAAGAAGCUGUAGCAGUCUCCGACCGUCCUGCACUUGCAGUUCCUACCCAGCAAUCUGUUAGUGAUGGUACUAGUAUGUUUUAUGCUCAUGAUCUCACAAAAGCUGAAGACUUUGCAAUAUCUUUCAAAGUUGAUGCCAAUGCAUCCACUGGAACAUUUGCUGAUAAUUCUGUUGUGAAAAUAUCGUCCACCUUGCAAGCGGGUUUGAAAAAAUCUCCUUGCAGUCGACCUUCUAGGCACCUUGGACCUCCUCCUGGCUUCAGUCAUGUUCCUCUUAAACAUGGUAUUGAGCCCAUUGUUUCAGGUUCGAUUAGUGGGAAUCCUAUUAUGGAUGAUUACAGUUGGCUGGAUGGAUAUCAGUUGCCUGCAUCAAACAAAGGUUUAUGUCCAAAUGGUCCCCUUACUUACUCCCAGUCAAAUUCUCAUCAAGUUGGUAACAAUGGUUUGAGUGGGACUGUCAGUUUUCCCUAUAAUGGAAAACAAACUCCAUCUCUGCAGGUGGAGAAACAGAAUGGUUGGCAAGAUCUUCAGACUUGUGAGCUUUUAAAAGCACACCAAAAUCAGCAGUUGCAGCCACAGGUUCUCACAAAAGGAAAUCAGCAUUUUACUCCACUUCCUGAGCAAUUCCAAGGACAAUCAAUCAUGCUUGAGUAA